Rhodamnia argentea is the source of this 561-nucleotide messenger RNA. Its product is annotated as glucan endo-1,3-beta-glucosidase 11-like. Gene Ontology annotation, cellular component: plasma membrane. Gene Ontology annotation, biological process: carbohydrate metabolic process. NCBI's taxonomy places the organism in Eukaryota, Viridiplantae, Streptophyta, Magnoliopsida, Myrtales, Myrtaceae. The transcript has 3 exons. The record is from RefSeq and is a predicted model, not a curated record. The coding region runs from base 1 to 561 and encodes 186 amino acids. Gene Ontology annotation, molecular function: hydrolase activity, hydrolyzing O-glycosyl compounds.
AUGGCGAACAUGUACCCAUACAUCAGUUACCUAAGCGAGGCGAGGCACGUGUCGUCGGACUACGGGCUAUUUAGGGGAGGAGGGGAGCCGGUCAACGACGGCACGCUGGCAUACGACAACAUGAUCGAUGCGAGCGUGGAUGCGUUUGUGUGGGUUAUGGAGAAGGAAGGGUUCAGAGGGGUGGCGGUGUUGGUGGCGGAGACGGGGUGGCCGACGGUGGAAGUGAGGUUGCGGGCACGGCGACGUACUGGCAUUCAACGAGAAUGUGGUGAGGUGGGCGGCAUGGGGCGCGGAGACGCCGAAGGGCUCAGAAUGAGAAGGUCAGCGAAGAGGGUUCGAACCAGACUGUUUCCUAGGACUCGGCUAGCCUACGAGAUGUCCAACUUCGAGUGGGGCGACUUGUCGCAGAUCGGGUGCGGGGACCUGGGGAGGGAGCUGUGCGUGUUCAUGCCGGAAGGGGAAGGGAAAAAGGGGUGGUGGUGGUGCUGGGACACAGUGUUGGAAAGCAGGGAUGCCUUGUCCAUCCUGGACACGUUGGGGACCAUCGCUUACAGCGCGUAG